AUGGCCGCAAAGGGAUCCGAGCCUAUCGAGACACGGCUGUUUAUCAACGGCGAGUGGCGUGAAUCUUCAAGCAAGAAAACCUUCGACGUCGUCUACCCUUACACCAAAGAAGUCGUCGCCCACGUCCACGAAGCCGACGUCCAAGACGUCGACGACGCAGUCGCAGCCGCGCACGCUGCUUUCCCAGCCUGGCGAGAUCUUGGCGUCGACGGCCGCGGCGCCCUCCUCCGCAAAGUCGCCGACCUCUUCCUAGAACACAAUGACGACCUCGCCCGUCUCGAAACGCUCUGCACCGGCCGACCCAUCUCCCAAUACAUCGAUGCCAAACUGUCCGCGGAAUCGUGGAGAUAUUUCGCGGACGGAGCUUGGGCCGUGCAGGGCACGGCUAGCUCCAAUACCCCCGGCAUCCUGAGCAUGACUGUUAAGGAACCGUAUGGCGUUGCGGCGCUGAUUAUUCCUUGGAAUUUCCCGCUUAUGAUGUUCUCGAUGAAGAUGGCUGCUGCACUUGCGGCCGGGAAUACGGUAGUGCUGAAGAGUAGUGAGAAGGCUCCUUUGACGUCCAUCUUCGCCGCUAAACUCAUCGAAAAAGCCGGCUUCCCACCAGGCGUCGUCAACAUCAUCGCCGGCUACGGCAACCCAACCGGCGCAGCACUAGCGUCACACAUGACCGUCCGGUGCAUCAGCUUCACCGGCUCCUCACUAACAGGCCAAAAGAUCCAAGCAGCCGCCGCAAAGUCCAACAUGAAGCACGUCCAUAUGGAACUUGGCGGAAAAUCACCCGCCGUAAUCUUCGAAGACGCGGACCUUGAAGCCGCAGCCGCAGCAACGCAAUUCAGCAUCCGCUUCAACAGCGGCCAAGUCUGCAUCGCAAACUCCCGAAUCUACGUCCAAGAAAGCAUUGCCGAAAAAUUCAUGCACGUAUUCAAGGCACAAUUCUCUCAAUUCCAGCUCGGUGAUCCCCUCGAUCCGGCCACCGUACAGGGGCCCCAGAUCGACGUCCUGCAGUAUAAGCGUAUCCAGGAGUACUUGGGCAUUGGCGCGAAGGAUGGCUCGCUCACUGUGGGCGGUGAUGCGAAUGAGGGGUUCUUUAUUAAGCCGACUAUUUUCGAGAAUUUGCCUGAUGAUUCGCGCGUGAUGCGUGAGGAGAUUUUUGGGCCUGUUGUUGCAAUUAAUACGUUCAAGACGGAAGAGGAGGCUAUUCGCAAGGCGAAUGAUACCGAGUUUGGACUCUAUGCGUCUGUUUUCACGCGCGAUCUUGAUCGCGCGGUGAGGCUCUCCCGCGCCUUGGAGGCUGGUACUGUUGGCGUUAAUUGCACCAGUCCUACUAAUGCUAAGGAUGCGGCUUUUGGUGGGUAUAAGAUGAGUGGGACCGGAAGGGAGGGGCUGUUGUAUAGUAUUGAUAACUUUGUUCAGACCAAGAGUAUUUUGAUUAAGGCUGCUGGGCAGGGGUUGGGUUUCUUCUGA
Penicillium argentinense is the source of this 1464-nucleotide messenger RNA. RefSeq names its product aldehyde dehydrogenase family protein. The transcript has 4 exons. Lineage: Eukaryota; Fungi; Ascomycota; Eurotiomycetes; Eurotiales; Aspergillaceae. The record is from RefSeq and is a predicted model, not a curated record. Gene Ontology annotation, molecular function: aldehyde dehydrogenase (NAD+) activity. Bases 1 to 1464 code for a protein of 487 amino acids.